AUGAGCUGCGAGGGCCAGAGCUGGCACAGACCCACGGCAGUGUGUUUGUUCACCGUGUGGGUGAGCCCGAUCCCCAUCAUGGUGCUGAGUGGCUUCCGGGCGGUGAAGGAAGUGCUGGUCUCCAACUUGGAGCAGUUCUCGGGCAGGCCCCUCACCUCGCUCUUCCAGGACUGCAUCAUCUGCAGCAGAAGGCACAUGUGGUGGCAACAGAGACACUUCUGCCUGGUGACGCUUCAAGGGCUGGGCCUAGGCAAGCUGGCGCUGGAGGUGCAGCUGCAGAAAGAGGCAGCAGAGCUGGAACUUCAGAGCCUUCCGCCAGGAACUCGAUCCUUCGACCCUCAGGUAUCCAUUGUCAGCUCCACAGUCAGAGUCAUUGAGGCCCUUGUGUUUGGCCACCACUUCCUCUCAGAGGAUCCCAUCUUCCAGGAACUGACUCAAGCCAUUGACUUUGGCCUGGCCUUGGUCAGAACUGUGUGGCACUGGCUGCACGACGUGUUUCCCUGGGCCCUCCGCCACCUCCUAGGACCCCACUGGGAGAUAUUUAGGUACCAAGGGGUCAUGCGGAGCUUCAUCCGCCGGGAGAUCACCGGGAGCAAACUCAAAGCACCGGAGGCCCCCAAGGACUUCAUCAACUGCUCCCUGGCCCAGAUCUCCAAGGCCAUGAAUGAGCCUGUCUCCACAUUCCAUGAGGAGAACCUGGUCCAGGUGGUGAUCGACCUGUUUCUGGGCACCACAGCCACCACCCUGCACUGGGCACUCAUCUACAUGAUCCAGCACAGAGCUGUCCAGGGAAGCAACCGCUUCAUGUCCCCAGAUGUGGCUGGGAGUCUUCAGGACAAAGCUGGGCAGUCCUUAGCCAGGAGGGGCACCAUCAUCUUACCCAACGUGGCCUCUGUGCUCUACGACCCUGAGUGCUGGGAGACCCCUCCACAGUUCAACCCUGGCCACUUCUUGGACAAGGAUGGAAACUUUGUGGCCAAUGAGGCCUUCCUGCCAUUCUCUGCAGGGCAUUGCGUGUGCCCAGGGGACCAGCUGGCUCGAAUGGAGCUCUUCCUGAUGUUUGCCACCCUCCUUAGGACCUUUCGGUUCCAACUGCCAGAAGGGAGCCCGGGGCUCAAGCUGGAGUACAUCUUUGGGGGCACUUUGCAACCCCAGCCCCAGGAGAUCUGCGCAGUGUCCCGCCUGAACAGCCCCAGCCCUGGUCCUAGGGAGGAUGGACUGUAG
Molecule: messenger RNA, 1224 nt
Organism: Rhinopithecus roxellana (golden snub-nosed monkey)
Lineage: Eukaryota; Metazoa; Chordata; Mammalia; Primates; Cercopithecidae
Product: cytochrome P450 2J2-like
Biological process (GO): arachidonate metabolic process; xenobiotic metabolic process
Cellular component (GO): intracellular membrane-bounded organelle; cytoplasm
Molecular function (GO): iron ion binding; oxidoreductase activity, acting on paired donors, with incorporation or reduction of molecular oxygen, reduced flavin or flavoprotein as one donor, and incorporation of one atom of oxygen; heme binding
Source: RefSeq, a predicted model, not a curated record